This is a messenger RNA of Diceros bicornis minor, 1817 nucleotides long. It is a transcript of the gene ARSL, whose product is annotated as arylsulfatase L. Lineage: Eukaryota; Metazoa; Chordata; Mammalia; Perissodactyla; Rhinocerotidae. Gene Ontology annotation, molecular function: arylsulfatase activity. Bases 7 to 1776 code for a protein of 589 amino acids. The record is from RefSeq and is a predicted model, not a curated record. The transcript is spliced from 10 exons.
GAAAACAUGUUGCAUCAGGAAAAUUCUCGCUUGUCUUUCAGGACCUGGUUGGCUGUGACAAUCGGUGUGCUUCUGGGUUUGAAGCCCUUGGCUUGCAGAGGUUUAUCUGGCUCCCGUCCGAACAUCCUUCUUCUGAUGGCGGACGAUCUCGGCAUUGGAGACGUGGGUUGCUACGGCAACAACACCAUAAGGACUCCAAACAUUGACCGCCUUGCAGAGGACGGCGUGAUGCUCACGCAGCAUAUUGCUGCUGCAUCCGUCUGCACCCCAAGCAGAGCUGCUUUCCUAACUGGCAGAUACCCUCUCCGAUCAGGCAUGGUUUCCAGUAACGGCUAUCGUGUUCUUCAGUGGACCGCAGUAUCUGGAGGCCUUCCCACCAACGAGACAACUUUUGCAAAAAUAUUAAAAGAUAAAGGCUAUGCCACUGGACUAAUAGGAAAGUGGCACCUGGGUCUCAACUGCGGAUCCUCCACCGAUCACUGCCACCACCCACUCAACCACGGAUUCGACCACUUCUACGGAAUGCCGUUCUCCAUGAUGGGAGACUGUGUCCACUGGGAACUAUCAGAGAAGCGUGCGGGCCUGGAGCGCAAACUCAACUUCUGCUCCCAAAUCCUGUCCAUCGCUGCCCUCACGCUCACCGCUGGGAAGCUCACCCGGCUGAUAACCGGCUCGUGGAGGCCGGUCAUCUGGUCAACGAUCACCGCCAUCUUGCUCCUCACCACCUCAUAUUUCACGGGUGCUCUGAUUGUGCACGCAGACUGCUUUCUGAUGAGAAACGACACGAUCACCGAGCAGCCCAUGCGCUUUCAACGCACGACAUCUCUUAUCCUGAAGGAGGUCUCGUCCUUUGUCAAAAGAAACAAGCAAGGACCAUUCCUCCUUUUUGUCUCCUUCCUGCAAGUCCACACCCCUCUUAUCACGACUGAGAAGUUCCUCGGGAAGAGCGUCCAUGGGCUGUAUGGGGACAACGCAGAGGAGAUGGACUGGAUGGUGGGGCAGAUCCUUGAUACUUUGGACGUGGAAGGUUUGACCAACACCACCCUCGUUUAUUUUGCGUCAGAUCAUGGAGGAUCCUUGGAGUCUCAACUCGGAAGCAACCAGUAUGGUGGCUGGAAUGGGAUAUAUAAAGGUGGCAAAGGCAUGGGUGGCUGGGAAGGUGGGAUCCGCGUCCCGGGGAUAUUCCGGUGGCCCGGGGUGCUGCCGGCCGGCCGAGUGAUCCAUGAGCCCACCAGUCUGAUGGAUAUUUUCCCCACCGUGGUCCAGCUGGGAGGCGGCCAGAUACCCCAGGACAGGGUGAUUGAUGGCCGGGACCUGCUGCCCUUGCUGCUGGGGACAGUGCAGCACUCCGACCACGAGUUCCUGCUGCAUUACUGCGAGAAGUUUCUGCACGCAGCCCGGUGGCACCAACGCGACAGAGGAGCAGUAUGGAAAGUCCACUACGUGACCCCAGUGUUCCACCCAGAAGGAGCCGGUGCCUGCUACGGAAGAGGGGUCUGCCCGUGCUCCGGGGACAGAGUAUCCCGGCAUAAUCCACCCUUGCUCUUCGACCUCUCGAGAGACCCUUUCGAGGCCCAGGCCCUCACGCCGGACACGGAGCCCUCGUUCUACCACGUGAUGGAGAGAGUGGCACGGGCCGUGGAGGAGCAUCGCCGGACGCUCAGCCCAGUUCCGCUGCAGCUGGACACGCUAGACAACAUCUGGAGGCCGUGGCUGCAGCCUUGCUGCGGCCCCUUCCCCUUCUGCUGGUGCAAUCGGGAGGGCGACCCACAGUGAACGUCUGCCAGGCACAGCAGGGUCCCUAUGCCUGGAGCUCU